UUUUUUUUUUUUUAAUCGCCAAAGAAAACAGCCUGGGAGUCACUGGUUUGCCAGUUUGGAAAAGUUAAGGUGACUGUUGGAUGUAAACACCUGAGUAGACCUGCGGGACAUGACAGAGUGUGUGUCAACAUCCUCUGAGGUAAAAUGGCGCUGUCACUGUCAGCUGUCAGCCUGGCCCUCUUCAUCCUGACUGCACCAGUCAGCCUCUCCACAGGAAGUAAUAAAUGUGUAGCAAGAAACUUUGGCCAUGGCUCUGUGGUGUGUGAGUGCAACUCAACCUACUGUGAUAGUAUUGGGAAGGAAGCUCUGCCUCCACUGGGCCAGUACUCCUCCUACCUGAGCAGCAUGGCCGGCAGCAGACUGGAACCAGGACAGGGUCCAGUCCAGGUGAACAGUAGCGGGGCAGGCCUCAGGUUAACCAUCGUACCUUACCAGAAGUAUCAGAAGAUCAGGGGCUUUGGUGGAGCUAUGACAGACGCAGCAGCUAUGAACAUCCUCUCCCUCUCUCCGGGCACCCAGGAUCAGCUGCUACGGCAGUACUUCUCCUCUGAAGGUAUCGGCUACAGUGUGGUGCGUGUGCCCAUGGCCAGCUGCGACUUCUCCACCCGUCUGUACACCUACGACGACACGGCCGCAGACUACGCCCUGGACAACUUCACGCUGGCCCCCGAGGACAUCAACAUGAAGAUCCCUCUCCUGCAGCGUGCCCAGGCCAUGUCUCCUCAGCCACUGUCUCUGCUGGCCAGCGCCUGGAGUGCCCCCGCCUGGAUGAAAACUAAUGGUGCACUCAUUGGAAAGGGCUCCUUGAAGGGCCAGCCUGGGGGAAAGGAGCAUAAAACCUGGGCUCAGUACUAUAUCAGGUUCCUUGAGGAAUACGCUAAAUAUAACUUGACCUUCUGGGCAGUGACCACAGGAAAUGAGCCCUCUGCAGGACAUAUAACAAAUUACAGUUUCCAGGCUCUGGGUUUCACUCCUGAGGAGCAGAGGGACUGGGUAGCCCUGGACCUGGGCCCGGCCUUGCAGGCUUCAUCAUUCCCUCACACACACAUCCUCUUACUGGAUGACAACCGCCUGCUGCUGCCUCACUGGGCUAAAGUGGUUCUGAGCGACGUGCAUGCAGGGAGGUACAUUCACGGCGUUGCAGUUCACUGGUACAUGGACAGUUUUGUCCCGGCUGAGAUAAGUCUGGGAACCACCCAUCACAUCUACCCAGAGUAUUACCUGUUUGGCGCAGAGGCCUGCGCCGGCUGGAGCCCAAUAGACAGAGGAGUGAAACUGGGCAGCUGGGACCGAGCCGAACAGUACGCACAUGACAUUAUAGAGGACUUGAACCAUUACGUGGUGGGCUGGACUGACUGGAACCUGGCACUGGACCAGACUGGUGGACCAAACUGGGUUAAGAACUUUGUUGACAGUCCAGUUAUCGUGGACACAAAACAUGAUAUCUUCUACAAGCAGCCCACCUUCUACAGCAUGGCCCACUUCAGUAAGUUCCUGUGGGAGGGGUCUCAGAGAGUGGGUGUGUCUGCAAGUCAGAAAACAGACCUGGAGUUCUCAGCCUUUGUCCGACCCGAUGGCUCUGUAGUGCUCAUCAUACUCAACCGGUCGUCAUCAGUGAUCCAGUUUGACGUCUGGGAUCCCAUGGUGGGCUACAUCCCCUCCACUGCUCCCCCUCACUCCCUGCUUACACUUGCUUGGAACACACACUAAUCAGGAAUGGAGACCGACAAGUAUUUGAUGCACUCAGACCAAAAAUAAUUUUUUAAAGAUACAUUUCAAGAUGUCACAGAAAAUUUCACUAUCAUUCUGACAGCUGGGUCAAAAUGCUAUUCAGUGUUCACUUAAAUGUAUACUAAACUCCAUUGAUUUUUCAGUAUAGUCCACAAAAUUAUUUUUUUGCACUGAUUUUUGUACCAGAAUGGAAUGUUAAAGGAAUGUCAUCUCACUAAAAUGACUUGUGCUGCAAUGUUCCUACUGCCUUAAUUUAGACCUGAUGAGAUGCUUGAAUUGUACAGACUUUAAAAUGCCUUAUAUUAAUGCUAUUUAAUUUUUUAAAAUAUCUAAUAAAUGCAUCAUGUCAUGUCUGAAAAUGUUCAAGUACCUUUGGGGGUAGAGCCUAAAUAAAAUAACACUAGUAUUAGGACAAUGAGCGAUGAAAGUUGAACAUAUCAGUUUUUUUGGCAAUUUAUUAAUACAUCAUAGACAUUUUUUUCAUAUAUAUAAUAUACAGUUUAAUAACCAGGUAAUUCACAUUUGUGUCUCCAUUCUCAAUGUUUUUUUUCCUUUGCAAAUCAUAAGUUGUUGGACUAAAAGUAUUUACAUUUUAAAAAAAAGGUGAUACAAAUGUAAAACAAAAGACAGUGAUAAACAGAGGAAUAGAACUGACAGCGGGAUUCCAUCUGUUGAUAAUAUAUACACCAAGAGGAAUAUGAUCAGAUCUAAAGUACUGGAUAAAGGGCUGAGCUCCAUGGAUUUUAAGUGCAUUCCCUUAAUCCUGCCACAUAAUAUCUUAUGUGAAAGGUCUUGAAAGGAGUCCCUUGCGUUUACUAGAUGUCAAAGCUUUCAUUUCAGGAAAUUAAACAGCAGCUACGUGACAAUUCCUGUUAAAGACCUGCCUGUUAUUUUGGUGAAGUACAUUACAGAGGGUGGACACAAUAACAUAAACACCCCAUCCAGUAAAACUCCACCAUAAGUAACAACAGACUUAAAUCAAAUCUCUGACAUGGUCUCAACCAAUAUUUUACAACAUUUGUAAACAUAGAAUUUAUUGCAGGGUUAUCAUCAGUUGGGUGUUAAUGUUGUUAAAUACAGCCUCUGUAAAUGCCAAGAGUGGAAGUCACCCAUACAGUAUUCCCAUAUGCCUUACAGGGCUCAGUUGCAGGUUUCAGCGAAUCUUCAGGUAAAGACGGCACUGUAUACGAUAUAAAGUCUGGCAUUUCCCCAUUAAAGUGUAUUGUAGCAGUGCAUUUUUCAGAACAGAUGGAGAGGGAGGUUAUUUGAGAGGUGACGUGGAGAAGACACGGGCUUGAUCAUCAAUCUAGGCUGGUUUGUUAUUAGGCAAACAAAGAGAUCGGCAGACCUCCACAGACUGGGUGGGUAUCUGUUUACAACGUUCAGGAGGAAGGCAUUAAAACAGAAAAGUAAAAAUACCAAAAAAAAAAAAC
Molecule: messenger RNA, 3164 nt
Organism: Sphaeramia orbicularis (orbiculate cardinalfish)
Lineage: Eukaryota; Metazoa; Chordata; Actinopteri; Kurtiformes; Apogonidae
Gene: gba1
Product: glucosylceramidase beta 1
Exons: 12
Coding region: 145-1710 (521 amino acids)
Biological process (GO): glucosylceramide catabolic process
Molecular function (GO): glucosylceramidase activity
Source: RefSeq, a predicted model, not a curated record